AUGGUUACUGUCACCAAAAGGCCUCUUGAGGAGCCUCAAGGAGACCGCAAGGCCAAGACUCUAAAGACCAAAAAAGAAACAUCACCUACCUCAUCCACAACCGACUUCACUACAAUCAUGGCUUCUCAGCUCGCGCUCAUCGAGUCGUCUACACGCACAACGUUCGAGAAGCAAGUGUGGUCGCUACUAUGCCAGAUCCCGCGAGGCAGUUUCUCCACGUACGGUAUCAUGGCUGCGCAUCUCAAGUCUUCUCCACGGGCUGUUGGUAAUGCGCUGCGUCGAAACCCGUUCGCGCCAGAUGUGCCGUGUCAUCGUGUCGUGGCUACAGGUGGUGCGCUGGGCGGGUUCAAGGGGAAGUGGCCUAAAAAUGGAGAGGGGAUUACUCUGGAUGAGAAGAGGAAGCUGCUGAAGGGUGAGGGAGUGAGAUGGGAUGAUAAGGGUAAGGUUAUUGGGACACCGUUUGGAGGUUUCAUUUGA
This is a messenger RNA of Fusarium pseudograminearum CS3096, 477 nucleotides long. RefSeq lists its product as uncharacterized. The transcript has a single exon. Lineage: Eukaryota; Fungi; Ascomycota; Sordariomycetes; Hypocreales; Nectriaceae. Gene Ontology annotation, molecular function: methylated-DNA-[protein]-cysteine S-methyltransferase activity. The coding region runs from base 1 to 477 and encodes 158 amino acids. The record is from RefSeq and is a predicted model, not a curated record. Gene Ontology annotation, biological process: DNA repair.